CAAGACUUGUGAGCAGCAGAGGAACUGGGAGACAGAUAAUCGCACUUGUUCACCCCAGACGUUACCUGUGUGACACCCUCGCAAUGACAAGAGGGCCCAGCAUCUGGGGGCCACGCAAAGGGAGUUUGGAUGAUACCACAAUCGGUAUUUUAUAGAGCCUGUCGGCAGUUUUUGGAUGCUUUUCGCCACUUUCCUUUGGAGUUACCUGGGGCUGUGAUCCACCGGAGAACAGAGGCGAACUGAGUUAUUAAUCACCUCCACAGAUCCGUGCAUGAAACUGAGAUCUGGGCCGCCAUGAGUCGGAGAACACGAAGAUGGAUUUUAAGAGUUUUGCUUUGUUUGGGGAUUGUUUAUUUGAAAAUUGGAGGCUUCUCGUCGGUGGUGGCCCUAGGUGCGAGCAUAAUCUGUAACAGGAUCCCGGGUUUGGCCCCCAGACAGCGGAUUAUCUGCCAGAGUCGCCCCGAUGCCAUUAUCGUCAUCGGAGAGGGAGCCCAAAUGGGCAUCAACGAGUGUCAGUUUCAGUUCAAACACGGGCGCUGGAACUGCUCCGCUCUCGGAGAAAGGACCGUCUUCGGAAAAGAGUUGAAAGUGGGUAGCAAAGAGGCUGCGUUCACCUACGCCAUCAUAGCAGCAGGGGUGGCCCAUGCCAUUACAGCUGCUUGUACGCAGGGGAACCUGAGCGACUGCAGCUGUGACAAGGAAAAGCAGGGUUUCUACAAAGGAUGGAAGUGGGGAGGCUGCUCAGCGGACAUCCGCUAUGGUCUAGGAUUCUCCAAGGACUUUAUAGAUGCUCGAGAGGUCAAGCAAAACGCAAGGACGCUCAUGAACCUCCAUAAUAACGAGGUGGGGCGCAAGGUUCUAGAGAAGAACAUGCGAUUGGAAUGCAAGUGUCAUGGUGUCUCGGGCUCCUGCACAACCAAAACCUGCUGGACUACACUUCCCAAGUUCCGCGAGCUUGGCUACAUUCUCAAGGAGAAAUAUGCCCAGGCAGUGCACGUGGAGCCAGUCAAAGCUAGCCGCAACAAGCGUCCAAAAUUCCUAAAAAUCAAGAAAACUUAUUCUUACCAGAAGCCCUUGGAUACUGACCUGGUCUAUAUAGACAAGUCACCUAACUACUGUGAGGCAGACCAUGUGACAGGGAGCCUGGGGACCAAGGGCAGAGUCUGCAACAAGACAAUGGUGCAGCAUAUCAGCGGUUGUGAUUUGAUGUGCUGCGGUCGAGGAUACAACACACACCAGUACUCCCGGGUCUGGCAGUGUAACUGCAAGUUCCUGUGGUGCUGCUAUGUCAAAUGCAACACCUGCAGUGAGAGGACAGAGGUUUACACAUGCAAAUGAGAGUAUUUAUUGUGUGCGCAUGAGAUGAUGUAUGAGAGCGUUUUUGUGUGUUUUCAUAGACAUGUUUGGGAAAAAGAAAGAAAAAGAAAAAGGCUGCUGUUGGAGCCUUUUUUUUAUAUAUAAUGGACUGCUACUGUGCUGUCUGUGCUGCACCAUGAAGAUGGGCAUCACCGUUCUUUUUGCACAUAAAGCUCUUCACCCAUCUUCUUGUGCCGUUGGGAUGCAGCACUGAGGGCUGUGAGACAAAAGGAAAACUGCAGGCUUGCAUAUGGAUCCUACACAAAGGAAGCAAAAUGUUAAGACUUUAAGCUAUACAGACAUUUUUACUGUAUGGAUUUUGCCAAGUGAAAUGAAAAAAAAAGGGGGGGUGAGACGAUGGGCAAGACAAACUGCUUUUUCUCUCAACGCCUGUGCACAAAUUAAAUGACACAGCCAUUUGAAAUAUUUAACAAACUAUAUGUAGAAAGGAAGAAUUAUUAAUAUUAAUUUAUUACGUAAAAAACUACUGAUUUUUGUGCUUUACAGAUAAGAGAUAGCUAUGUUUCAUAAUUUUGUAGUUUAUUAAAACAAAAAUGUCCAUGGUUAAAACACUGGAUUUGUAUCUGUCUGGAUAAUAUGAAACAUUGUAGUAAACAUAUUGUUCCAGGGGGAUCUACUGUAAGGUACUGAAAUCCACUUUUAUGUCUUGUCAAAACCUUUUUUUCCCUUUGUUUGCUGCUAGUCUAGAAAACUCCACAUGUUGAAGUCGAAGGCUUAAAAGCUGACCCCCCUGAGUGGCAAGGCCUACUUCAAGCUCAUUUAACUGGAUUUUGUCUGAUCAAAAACACAGACACAGCUUCCACAUUUGGUUUAUUAUUAAAUAAUAGAGUAUAUAUUUGUAAAAUCUUAUUUUUAUAUGAUGUUUUAUUUAUAUCUUCUUUUUUUGCAUGUUUGGUGUCACAUAUUGACAUUGAGGUGAGUUUUUAAAUCCCUGUGAAAAAAAAAAUCACUACGUAUGUAAAUUGGCCCAGCUGUCACUGCCAGAGUUGUAUAUUUUAUGAGGUAGAGACUGUUUGUGUGUCUUUGGUGUUCAAAUCUUUGUUUUUACUGCAUUUCAUGAUCACUACUGGUGAAAUACAGACACAGAAUAACACCUAACAAGA
Oryzias latipes (Japanese medaka) is the source of this 2480-nucleotide messenger RNA. RefSeq names its product wingless-type MMTV integration site family, member 7Ab (gene wnt7ab). NCBI's taxonomy places the organism in Eukaryota, Metazoa, Chordata, Actinopteri, Beloniformes, Adrianichthyidae. Gene Ontology annotation, biological process: canonical Wnt signaling pathway; cell fate commitment; multicellular organism development. Gene Ontology annotation, cellular component: extracellular region. Gene Ontology annotation, molecular function: frizzled binding; cytokine activity. The record is from RefSeq and is a predicted model, not a curated record.